UGCAGUAAAAUACAAAGUUUUGAAAAAAAACCUAAAACAUUUUCUAUCUUGAUAACCGAGAAACCAGAUGAGAUUCGCGUUAUUGUCGCGUUCACUUGCGUUCAUCAACAGUCGGUAUAUUUCCGACCGGUCGUGAACGCAGCGCCAGUUCUUCGACGCUCUUCAAAGAUGCAGCAGUGGUUGGGAGUCGUGCUCAGUGCGAGCUCAUGACCUGCGGUGGGAUGUGUAUGCGUGCGUGCCCCAGCGGCGUUUAACAUGUGAAAAGGAAGAAUACAACCAACGGAGUAACUUUGAGAUUUUUCGUCAAGAAACUACGGAGGACAGAAGUCGUCGGACGGGAAAGAAGUUGGCGAAUUCGCUCCAGAGGCCUGAGUGCCAUGCCAGAGGGGUCCCAUUCUGCUCUCCACCAGGGCCCAAUGGGGGAAGAAUCUCCUCAGUUGUCCUCGCCCCUUUCCACCAGUGAACAUGACCAGACAAACGUCGUCUUGGGCCCGGAUUGUUACAACCGGCUAUGUGUGGAGCCACUGGACGGAGAGGGUGACCGUCCAGUGAGCCUUGUGUCCACCCUGUCCUCUGGUUCAUCCCGCGAUAGUCAUAGCCUCUUUGGGAGCACCGUAGCCCUUCCUUCCUCCAACACCCCACCCAUACCAAGCGAGGAGGACAUAGACCUGGAGCUGAGCCCAGCUGAAGGCACCGGAGAGCAGGCAGGGGACCAGAGUGCCACCCUCACAGGCUCCAGAGGCCGCUGGAAGGAGCGGAACAACAACAACGCCACCUCUAACAGGAAGGCAAGUGGUGAAAUACCUCACAUCGCUGCCUCGCCUGUUGUCACGGACGCCAUGGCGCCAAAUCCAAAGCUGUCCUAUGUGGACCGUGUUGUCAUGGAGAUCAUUGAGACAGAGCGCAUGUACGUCAGGGACCUGCGCAGCAUCGUGGAGGACUACUUGGCCCACAUUAUUGACAUGAGUAACCUCCCCAUCCGGCCAGAGCAAGUCUGUGCCCUGUUUGGAAACAUAGAGGACAUCUAUGAGUUCAACAGUGAGUUGCUGCAGUCCUUAGACAUGUGUGAGAACGACCCUGUGGCCAUCGCUCGAUGCUUUGUAGAUAAGAGUGAAUACUUUGAAAUAUACACUCAGUAUUGCACCAACUACCCUAACUCAGUGGCAGCACUGACCGACUGCAUGAGGAGUAAAACUUUAGCCAAGUUCUUCAGGGAUCGGCAGGCUGCUCUGAAGCGCUCCCUCCCUCUGGGCUCCUUUCUGCUGAAGCCAGUCCAGAGGAUCUUGAAAUAUCAUCUGCUGCUUCAGGAAAUUGCGAAGCACUUUGACCCAGAUGAGGAGGGCUAUGAGGUCAUUCAGGAGGCCAUAGACACCAUGACAGGAGUGGCCUGGUACAUCAACGACAUGAAGAGGAAACACGAACACGCUGUCAGAGUGCAGGAGAUACAGUCUCUUUUGAUCAACUGGAAGGGUCCUGACCUGACCACCUAUGGAGAGCUGGUGUUGGAGGGCACCUUUCAUGUCCUGCGGGCGAAGAACACCCGUACGCUGUUCCUCUUCGAACGGAUGCUCCUCAUUACCAAGAAAAGGGGGGAGCACUAUGUCUACAAGAUCCACAUCUCGUGCUCCACUCUGAUGCUACUUGACAGUGCAAAAGAUCCCCUACUCUUCAGUGUCAUCCAUUUCAAGCAUCCCAAGCAACCCCAUACAGUGCAGGCCAAGUCAGUAGAAGAGAAACGCCUCUGGGCCCAGCACAUUAAGAGGCUCAUCCUUGAGAACCACAACACCAUUGUCCCACAGAAGGCAAAAGAGGCCAUCCUGGACAAUUCUAACUAUCCAGGGAAGUACCACUACAGUCCUGAGAGGCUCAAGAAAGCAGAGUGCUACAAUUCUGACGACUUCCAUCUUGGAGGGCGAAACGAGAGAAGGAGAUCAGAGCCUGCAAAACAAAUAAUAAGGAGCGCAAAAGCUGUUUUGAAGCAUGCAGACAGUGAGGGUGCACUGCUGGGGGAGAGGUGCUCCCUUCAGCCGGCCACUAGUGUCAGUACGCUGACCUCCAGUCUAGGCGAGCCCCAGGCUGAGAGGCCAUGUGUGGACGAUCUAAUUCCCAGAAGGGACUCUCUGGAGCAGCUAAGUCCUACUGACAGUGACCUAAAACAGGGCUCUUCACCCAGUGAGGGGGGACUGGAGCUGGAGGAGGCAAAAGAGGAGGAGGAUGAGGAGGAGGGGGACAGUUACAAGGAAGAUGUGCUGAUGGGAGACGACCAGGUAGCCGACUUUGCCAGCUCAGUGCUGGCAGCCAUCUCCUGCUGGCACUAUAAAGCCAGGGCUUUGCUUUCUACUCACUUCACAACGGAUGAUCAGAACGGAGAUCUGGCCGAACUGAAAACAGCACAGACAGAGGAGGUGGAAACUCACAGGCAGGAGGAAAAAUAUGUGGAUGUGAAAGAAACUCUUACCACGCAGGUCAAUGAGGAGGAGCUGUGCCCUUCAGAGUGUGUCCCUCAAGUUGUAAAGAAGAGCGAUCAGCUGGAGGAGGAUGACUCCCGAUGCUCAGAGUCUCACGUCUCCCCUGUGCAACAAGAAGACAACCCACCAGAACCUCUGGACACCUCAAGAGAAACUGGAGAAGAAGAGGAAGAAGGGGAGAGUGAUUCCUCUGGUCUCCAAGUGGAAGAGACGAGUGUACUGAUGAAUGGGGAGUUCUCGGAGGAGGAUGAGGAGGUCCUUUCAGGCAGUAAAAGUAUCCUACCCUCCUCUGUAUUGAACCAGGCAAGUGUGAUAGCUGAGCGCUUCAUCAGCAGCCUGUCCAGACGGAGCAGUCUGGUUUCGGAGGACUUGGGUUCUGUUGCCUGCCCCUCACCCUCCAUAGAUAAUGAAGUCUUUAAAAGCCCCUCAGCUUGCAUGGACUUGGAGAAACAUGGCCAAAUGUUGGUCAGUUCUUCCCCAGAGCUGCCAGUGACCUCAGCAAACCUCUCAACGCCUGCUAAUGAACCUACACUGAACACUCUCAUUGAAGGGGAACGCAGGUCCACUCUGUCCAAACGAGAUCGCCUCCUCAUCCACAAGAUCAGAAGAUACUACGAGCAUGCAGAGGACCAGGAUGCCAACUUCAGCAUCAAGCGCAGAGAGAGUCUCUCUUAUAUCCCAGCUGGUCUGGUCCGGCACCUGAGCCGACAACUCAGCAGUGGUCCUCAGGAGCCAGCUGUCCCGGUCCACAGGAAAGGCCUCUCUCGGAACCGGCCCACAUCCUGGGCUGUGUUUGACCUUCCUGGCUUAGAAAAGAGUCGAAACACUGACAUUCAUCAAAAAACAGAACCCCAGAGACCGGUGGAAGCCAAGGCGAGAUCGAAGAGCAUCUCAGAAGCCUCUACUACAGAGGAAGAGUUCAGACCCUCAACAGAAAUGCUCAAGGUUUGGCAAGACAUGGAAAUGGAGGAGGAGAGCCAGGAGGUCCAGCAUACUGCAGAGGAGGAGCUUAAUGACUCAAGAGUAGAAGUGAUACAGGAUAUCAGCUCAGACACUUUGGAUGUUAGGACCAGUGAGCAAACGCCUCAAACUAUUACAGACUCUGAAACAAACAACACCUCAGAUGGUUCCUCCAUCUCAUCACCAACCACAACCAUUCAAGCAGUAGAGGGGGGAUCCAGUCAGGACUCUAAGACCCCCACGUCUCCAGAGAAGAACCAUGGCAGCCCUGCACAUCUACCCAAGAUCAUUAACUUCCGAACAAGUAUGGAGGAGGACCAGAUUCUGCAAGACAUGGGAAAGAUGAAAAACAAGGUGUUCCAGCUGGCACGCCAGUAUAGUCAGCGCAUCAAAAACAACAGGCCACUAGUCUGGCAGAGGAAUCGAGAAGCAGCAAACCAACAGGGCUUCAAGAACAUGCCAGCUGUCCAGGAGGAGAGGACGCAACAGAAGAAAAAGGGUAAACCAAACCUGAGAUUGCCCUUGAACGAUCAGACAGUCAUCCAUGAGGAGUGUUCUCCAAGCCCAGCCCCCAGCUCUGGAGCCAGCUCCCAGAGCACCCUCACCUGUCCACAAAGCCCACAGUCAGACACUUUCCACUGGCCUGAUGUACAGAAUCUACGCACCAAAUACACCUCCUGUCCCUCAAAAGUUACCCUGAGCUGCUCGGCCCCAAACGGGAUGCUGGACUGCUGUACACACAGGUGUAACGGCUGCUCUCACAAGUAUAAUAGCUCCUCUGACCUUCACAAAGCUCUGGCAGACUCUCCUACGACACAGUCUGAAACAGACAAGCACUGGCCAGAAACUCAAACCCGACUACAGCCCCUGCUGUGCAGGUGGAGCUCCUUGGACCACAUGCUUGGAUCUCUGUCCCUCCAUGAGGUGCAGAACCUUCAGGAACCUGUGAGGACCUUCUACACAGGCAGUCAGAUGUCUCUGAUAACAAGAGAAACUAGCAAACUACAAGACGAGGACAAAGUGGUCCAGGAGGGCUCAGACUGUGCUCCAAAGUCGUCUUCUCUGAAGACGACAGAAAGCAAUCUAGUGAAAAGCUUACGGGAGAAGUUCCAGAGCUUAAGCACAAGCUCAUGAAGCAUGUACAUUUUUAUUAUCAGGGACUAUCACAUGGAAACAUCUGCCAGUUACCUCCCAUGUUCCAUUUUGCCCUCAAAAGUAUGCCGCGUGUUGUUUGCACAUUGUUUUUAACAGAAUGACACAGUUACACCAUGAAAGGGAUGUCACAGGUUAUUGGUGAGGGCCACAAGGGGACAGCAUAUUGCUUUUGAAUAGUUGUAUUCAUUUGUACAUUUGGUAUUCUAGCUGCACUGUAAUAUACAAGUUUAUGUAAAAAUAUGUUCUCUGUAUCAAUUGAAGAUAAGGUUCUUUAUGAUUAUAUGCAUCUACUUGGUUCCCUCCCUCAGGUGGUGGUUCUUGCUGUACUCACUUUAUUAUCAUUUAACCAACGUAAGCUGUCAGCUGGAGUUUCAGGGGAAAGCAAAAAGGAGCUAAAGUCUCAUAGACAAGAGAGAAGUCUGUGAGCGCACACCAAAGAGGGUUUCCUUCUAACAUACGUUGUCUUUUAAUGCUUGUGGUCACAGCGGUAGUUUGGUUCCAUGUCUACGGUCGCUGCUUCUAAAACUGUUUUCACAUACUGUAUCACUGGAGCUUUAUUUUUCUAGCAAGAAACAAGUUGUAUAUUUUUCUUGAAUGUUAUUUAUGAAGCUGUAUAUUUGGGAGAGAUUGGCCUCGUGUAAAUACUGACAAGUAGUGACCCUUUUUACUUUUCCAUUCCAGAAAAUAUAUUGUUUCAUACUUGAAGUUUCCCAUAUUUUCAAUAAAAACAGAAAUGGUUAAGUGUC
This is a messenger RNA of Acanthopagrus latus (yellowfin seabream), 5329 nucleotides long. Its product is annotated as pleckstrin homology domain-containing family G member 3. The transcript has 19 exons. Gene Ontology annotation, molecular function: guanyl-nucleotide exchange factor activity. Bases 378 to 4562 code for a protein of 1394 amino acids. The record is from RefSeq and is a predicted model, not a curated record. Lineage: Eukaryota; Metazoa; Chordata; Actinopteri; Spariformes; Sparidae.